Molecule: messenger RNA, 1501 nt
Organism: Patella vulgata (common limpet)
Lineage: Eukaryota; Metazoa; Mollusca; Gastropoda; Patellidae
Product: zinc finger protein 239-like
Exons: 1
Coding region: 83-925 (280 amino acids)
Biological process (GO): regulation of transcription by RNA polymerase II
Molecular function (GO): RNA polymerase II cis-regulatory region sequence-specific DNA binding; DNA-binding transcription factor activity, RNA polymerase II-specific
Source: RefSeq, a predicted model, not a curated record
CCAAUGUAAUCUAUGUGAUGAUGAAUUUAAAUCUGACAUUGAUUUAGAAAAACACUGUGAAAUACAUGUUAAAGAUGAGAACAUGGAACAGAUUUCACAAAAUAAUGAGACACAUUCUCAGAGACCAACAGACAUAAAGACACCUGAAAAAAGUUAUAAAUGUGAUGUUUGUAAUAAAUCAUUCACUGAUUUAAAAAAACACUAUGACUAUGUUUUUCAGCAAGGACAAACAGGAAUACAGGCUUAUAAAUGUGGUUUUUGUGGUAAAUCAUUCGCCUCGAAAGGUAAUCUAAAGAACCAUGUCAGGAAUCACACAGGUGAAAAACCUUAUAAAUGUGAUGUUUGUAGUAAAUCAUUCACCUUAAGAAGUACUCUACAAACACACAUGAGAAUUCAUACUGGUGAAAAACCAUAUCAGUGUGAUGUUUGUGGUAAAUCAUUUUGUCAGAAAAGUAAUUUGCAGCACCACAUGAGAAUUCACACUAGAGAAAAACCUUAUAAAUGUGAUGUUUGUGGAAAAUCAUUUAGUCAGGGUUCAACUCUACAGAUACACAUGAACACUCAUUCCGGAAAAAAACCAUAUAAAUGUGAUGUUUGUAGUAAAUCAUUUAAUCAGACUGGUCAUCUACAGGGACACAUGAGAAUUCAUUCCGGUGAAAAACCUUAUAAAUGUGAUGUUUGUAGUAAAUCAUUCUCACAGAGGAGUAGUCUACAAACACACCUGAGAAUUCAUACAGGUGAAAAGCCUUAUAAUUGUGAUGUUUGUAGUGAAUCAUUCAAAAAUAGACGUCAUCUCCAGAACCACAUAAGACUUCAUACUGGUGAAAAACCUUAUAAAUGUGAUGUUUGUGAUAAAUCAUUCAGAGAAAAACGUUGUCUACAGCAACACACCAGAAUUCAUACAAAAAAAACUAUUAAAUUGUGAUGUUUGUAGUAAAUCAUUCAGCCAGAUUAAGAAUUUGCAAAGGCACAUGAGAAUUCAUACAGGAGGAAAAACCAUAUAAUUGUGAUAUUUGUAGUAAAUCCUUUACAGAAAUGUGUCCUCUACAGAACCACAUGAGAAUUCAUACUGCAGAAAAACAUUUUGGAUGUCAUGUUUGUGGUAAAUCAUUUACUGAUAGUUGUGGUCUUUACCAACACAGGAAAACUCAUAUUGGAGUAAAAACCUUAUAAAUGUGAUGUUUGUGAUAAAUCGUUUACUACCAAGAGGAAUUUGCAGCAACACUUGAAAAUUCAUACUACAGUGUAGGCCUAACCAGCGUAGCAAACAUGAAGACAAAAACAUUUAUUGUACCGUAUUUUUCGGUGUAUUAGGCACACUUUUUUUACCAAAUAUUUUAUUUUCUAGAAGGGGUGCGUCUAAUACAUAGUAUUAAGCAAAUCUUGGCUUUUCUGUGUGUCAACAUCGAGGUCUGAAGUUGAUGAUAUAUCGAUAACAUUUUUCAUGCAAUAAAGAUGACGGCUAUUUCACAUACCGCUAUUCCGUAUACAGUUAGUCAUA